GUUUUCUGUCCUACGAUUGGCUGUUAUGCCACUCGGUAAUAGGUUAAGCAAAGACAUUGCCAUUCCAUCUGUUCAACCAUUCAUUGUUCUUCUUGCCUGCCUGGAAGUCUGCAGCUAAAAUUGUGUUAAGGAGUUACUGCUGAAGCUGCUACAGAAACCAAUGUCUUUGCAUUUUCCUGCUAACGAAUACGGGGUGCUUUGUGUUCAGGAAUAUAGAACAAACAGCAGCAAAGUGGAGUCAGGUGCACGUAACAGCUUCAUGGGCUUGAAGGAUCAGCCGGGGCAUGACCUAGGCCACCUUUACGUGGAGAACACUGACCCACAUUUAAGUAUAUCUGCACCUUGGCCAAUGGUAGAAAAACCAACAAUGGAUAAAGUUAAUUCCGGGAAGGAAGAACAAGAGGUGUCUGAAGAGAAUGCGAGCUCUGGUGACUCCGAAGAAAGCACAAAUUCUGAUAAUGAAUCAGAACAGUUGAGUAGCAUUUCAGUAGAGCCAUGCUUAUUAACCAAGACUCACAGACAGCUACGUAGGUCUCCCUGUUUAGAGCCUCACAGAGUCAAAGACAGUGAAAGUUUGCAAGACUUUAAACCCGAAGAGUCCCAGACUAUAUCCAAGGAAGUGAAGAAACCCCCGGAUGUAGUGCGAGAAUACCAAACAAAACUAGAGUUUGCACUUAAGUUAGGUUAUUCUGAAGAACAGAUUCAGCUCGUGCUAAACAAACUUGGUACCGAUGCUUUAAUCAAUGAUAUUUUGGGAGAACUUGUCAAACUUGGAAAUAAAAGCGAGGCUGAACAAACGGUUAGUACAAUUAACAGUAUAAUGCGGGAAACGUCUUCCCUGGAAUCCCAGCGGUCUGAAUCUCCAAUGCAAGAGAUUGUAACAGAUGAUGGAGAAAAUCUGAGACCAGUAGUAAUCGAUGGCAGCAAUGUGGCAAUGAGCCAUGGAAACAAAGAAGUAUUUUCCUGCCGAGGAAUAAAAUUGGCAGUGGAUUGGUUUUUGGAAAGAGGCCACAGAGAUGUUACAGUUUUUGUUCCUGCGUGGAGAAAAGAGCAGUCCCGUCCUGAUGCUCUCAUUACAGAUCAAGAAAUUCUUCGUAAGUUAGAAAAGGAGAAAAUCCUGGUGUUCACACCAUCCCGGCGCGUCCAGGGGAGGCGAGUGGUGUGCUACGAUGACAGGUUCAUCGUGAAGCUGGCUUUCGAGUCAGAUGGUAUAAUUGUGUCCAAUGAUAACUACAGGGAUUUGGCUAAUGAAAAACCAGAAUGGAAGAAGUUCAUAGAUGAGCGAUUAUUAAUGUAUUCAUUUGUCAAUGACAAGUUCAUGCCCCCUGACGACCCUCUUGGCAGACAUGGCCCAAGCCUGGAUAAUUUUCUGAGGAAGAAACCUAUUGUUCCCGAACACAAAAAGCAGCCUUGUCCAUACGGAAAGAAGUGUACCUAUGGACACAAGUGCAAAUAUUAUCAUCCAGAAAGGGGCAGUCAGCCUCAGCGGUCAGUGGCUGAUGAACUCCGUGCCAUGUCUAGAAAUACAGCUGCUAAAACUGCAAAUGAAGGCGGACUGGUGAAAAGCAACAGUGUUCCCUGCAGCACUAAGGCUGAUAGCACUUCUGAUGUCAAACGAGGUGCUCCAAAGAGGCAAUCGGAUCCAAGCAUUAGGACUCAAGUCUACCAAGACCUAGAGGAAAAGCUUCCCACCAAAAACAAAUUGGAAACCAGGUCUGUACCUUCCUUGGUUAGUAUACCGGCCACUUCUACUGCAAAACCCCAAAGCACUACAUCUUUAAGCAAUGGCCUUCCAUCUGGAGUUCAUUUCCCACCUCAGGAUCAAAGACCACAGGGACAAUAUCCUCCAAUGAUAAUGGCAACCAAAAAUCAUGGAACGCCAAUGCCUUAUGAUCAGUAUCCAAAAUGUGACUCACCUGUCGACAUUGGAUAUUAUUCCAUGUUGAAUGCAUAUUCAAAUCUGAGUGUCUCAGGCCCGCGAAGUCCUGAAAGGCGUUUCUCUUUAGACACAGAUUAUAGGAUAAGUUCUGUAGCUUCUGACUGCAGCAGUGAAGGGAGCAUGAGCUGUGGGAGCAGUGACUCAUAUGUGGGGUACAAUGACCGGUCCUAUGUCAGUUCUCCUGACCCACAGCUAGAAGAGAAUUUAAAGUGUCAACACAUGCACCCUCACAGCCGCCUUAAUUCCCAACCCUUCCUGCAGAAUUUCCACGACCCCUUAACCAGAGUACAGAGUUACAGUCAUGAAGAACCAAAGUACCAUCAUAAGCCUCCUCUUCCACAUCUGGCUAUGCAUCUGCAGCACCCAGCUGUGGGAGCCCGGUCCAGUUGUCCUGGCGAUUACCCCUCUCCUCCAAGUUCAGCACACUCUAAGGCACCACACCUAGGGCGAUCCUUAGUGGCCACAAGAAUAGACAGCAUUUCUGACUCUCGGCUGUACGACAGUUCUCCUUCAAGACAAAGAAAGCCUUACUCCCGCCAGGAAGGGCUGGGAAGCUGGGACAGGCAGAGUUAUGGGAUCGAUGCAUAUGGCUAUCGGCAGACUUACUCCUUGCCUGAUAACUCUACACAGCCAUGCUAUGAGCAGUUCACCUUCCAGAGCCUUCCUGAGCAGCAGGAGCCGACAUGGCGAAUACCGUACUGUGGACUGCCGCAGCAAGAUCCUCCGAGAUACCAAGACAACCGAGAAAAGAUAUUUAUCAACUUGUGCAACAUCUUCCCACCUGACCUUGUGAGAAUUGUCAUGAAAAGGAACCCUCACAUGACAGAUGCCCAGCAGCUAGCUGCAGCCAUUUUAGUGGAGAAAUCACAGCUGGGUUAUUGAAAGAUGAUGCAUCUUUGUGGUGUUUAGUAGUUUUUUGUUCAGCUCAAAUGCUGAGGGAGGUUUGCUACAAUAGCACAUGUGAUCUCCUUCUCAGCAAGGAGGUUAUAUAGUAUCCAUUUAUGUGAAAUACUGUAUCAUGGAAUCUGUAUGUAUAGCCCCACAUAGUGGAAGUAUCACGGGAUUGCUUUACAUUCAAACUUUUUUUUAACAUUUCCUUUUUAAAGCUAUAUCCUUGGCUGGAAAUUUUUCCAGUUUGAUUUAUUAAGUGUAUCUGUGAUCUUUGAUAUUAAUCUUUGGUGCAUCAGGGGUUUAUAUGCAGCACUUUUUAUCCUUAUUUCAUGUUUUAUUAACUUGGUGUUUCUCUCUCAAUUGCAAGCAAUUACAAUACCUUCAGAAUGUCGAACAUUUGACUAGACCUAACAAACUAUUUUUUCAAGCCAAGCUUAAUUGGAAUCUUUUACAGCUUUUUAAGUUAUUUUUAUUUGGGGAAAGUGGGCUUCUUUGUGCUAUAAUCAUUAUUUAUAGAAACAAAGAUAUACUAAAGCACUGACUUUAUAUUUUAAACAAAAUGUCAGUUACCAGUUUAUACUGAAAUGGGUAACACUAUAUAUUAGAAUAAUUUACAAUAUGGCACUUUUCAUUGUUUUAUUUUUGUUUGGAUUUUUUGUCUGUUAAGUAAUUAGUUAAUUUAAUAUGGUUGAUUUAAAGGAAAGCAGAUGCAAUCAAUGGAAAAAAUUGUUUCCAUUUUUUUAUAAAUAAGGCAAAAGCCGUAACUGUUAACAGUUUAGAGCUUUGUUAUCCAGCUAUGAUGUGCUUCUAGAUAGUAGAAAUGGAAUUGAAUUCCUAGAUUCCCAUUGACCUGUAUUUUUAACGUGUUUGUCUUUUUGUUUGGGGGCACAACAAUACUGGAUAAAAUAACCUUUUCGCAGUACUUGCCUCUUUUUAAUGAAUCUAAUUAUUCUCAAUGCAACUUUUAUAUUUAAUAUGCUCUUUAGCUUUCCUGCUAUUUAUCAAGGCUGGCCUGAGGUGGUUUUAUGUGUUGAGGAUAUGCAACAUUUAUCGAUACUGCACUAUGGAAAUGGUGAUGGAGGAGUUGUAAAUGGUAACUUAAAAUUUUUGUAAGAUACUGUAUAUUUUCCAUUUUCCUGGAGGUAGUUUUUUGAGGGGCCUGUUAUAUUAUUAAGGCCAGAUUCUUGCCACAAAUAGUGUAGUUUUAGAUACAGACUAAAGUCUGUUUUAGUAUUAGUAAGGGAUAUUUCUGGUUUUAAAGUCAUGGGUUUUGCUAGAUGCAGAUUCAUUUUUGUCAGUUAGAAGAUAGAUACUGCAAUCAGUGGCAGACAAUUGUGCGAUUGACACGAUUUCUCUGUUGCUUCCAGGUUUUGAAUUUUACAUAGUAUAACAGACUCGUUCCGAUCUGUUUCUGUAGUCUGCCAAGAUGCCCUGGUUAUUCUGAUUAUUCCAUGUGCUACAGUUUGAAGUAAAGCCCUGAAAAACCAGAAAGUACCUUUUACUGUUGAUACAAAUUGUAUCUUUUUAACUAUAAGAACUAUUUUGAUUUGUAGAUCUAGUUAAAACACAAAUGUGUAACUAUGAUUAGACUUUUGGGCAACAUUUUAUCCCUUAUUUAAAUACCAAUUUUUAAAGUGAAAUUGAGGUCUUGAAUAGGGUAGAAAAUUAAAGUAAUAAUUUAGGAAAAUAGAAGUGUCUGUCCUAGUUUUAUAUAUUAAAAUAUAUUAAAUAAAUUUAUUGACAUUUUCUUUCUCCUAAAACUUAUCUAGUGUGAACUUAAAAUAAAGGUAAAAUGCUGCCUGAAAAUAAUGUCCAAGCACCUUUGACUAGGAUAACAUUUUCACUACUUGUGCAACACUGUGUGUUGCAUGAAGUAGGAUUUGGGUAAACAGUAAAUGCUUCUAAAAGGCAUUGUGCAUAUUGACAUAUCCAAUAAUCUGAACCGUGUUCAGCAAACUUAAUUCAGGAAAGUGGUGUUCUACACAAUUAUUGCUGUUGUUUUUGAGGUGAGUGUGGCACUCAUCUGUACCCAGAAAUAAUACAAAUGAUGCCUCAUAAACCAUUCCGAGUGGUGUCUGUCUGAGAGCAACCCCACUCACUUGUGAAAUUGUUCUCCUUGAUUUUGUUGGUCACUGUCCGUAGAACAAGCUUAAAUGUAGAGGCUAAACCAGUGCCAAAAAUAGGGUUACAAAUGUGUAGUACCUUUAAUUUUAGUCAUAGUCUAUGCCUUUUUUGUUUGUUUGUUUUAGUAUGAAAUCAUUUUUAAAUUGUACAUAUAGGUUUGCUUCCAUUUUCUUAAUUUUAGCAUUUUAAUUUGAAGAUUCUGCCAAACUACUAGAUUUAUUUAAAUGAGAUCUUAGGUGAAGUGUAUAUCACACCUUUAACCUUCUAAUAUUUUUAGCUAUUUUUCAUUGCUUCAUGGAUUUUAGACUAUGGGAAAUAGUUGUAGCUUGCCACCACCUGUCCUGAAGCGAAUAGCUCUGAACUACCCGCACUGAAGUUCUUCAGUAUAAUUGUGAGUUAAGAUACAGCUGUGUUCUUCUGUCAGGAGGAUAAUUUUUUUUUUUGAAGCACCAGUGUUGCUUUCAGAGCUUAAGAAUCAUAUUUAGCAGACUUAGGUAUAGCAAAUUCGUAAUUAUCUAAAGCCGUAAGUAAAAGGAUCCAUCGUUAAAUCCAUAGCUAAUUCCAGUCCUUCAUUUUAGCCAAAAUUUUCACCUUAAUCAUAUCUUUUACCAGACUUGGUGAUAAAUAACCAGAGAGAUGUGUGUUAGUGAGUAGUAGUGAAACUACCAGGAAAAAGGAUUCAGAUUGGAAUAUUCUGCCCCUGAAUAAUUGAGGGUUGACUGUACUUUACACAGUAAUUACCCGGUUCAUUGUCUCUGUGUCUUAGUACAGAGGGAAUAGUACCCAGCUGGCCAAAUACUGGCCCUUAGUAUUUCCUCCUUUCUUGCAUGUGAUACAUAAUUUUCAGUCUCCUUUUUAUGAUCUCUAUAUCCUGAUAGUUUCUCAUUGACCUAAACAUUUGAGAGAAAUGCACACCAGUAUAAAAUAUUUGAUACUGGUAGAAACUCGAACUUCGUGUUUUUAUGAAAAUUCAUUUAUGAGAAUAUGUAAUAUAACUAAAAAGAGCAUUUUUGUAUAUAUACAUACAUGCAUACAUAUUUGUUAUGAAGUAUUAACAAUGGGGGAGGUGUUAGGUUUUUGAUGGCUAACUUUUCCUUAAUUGAACAAUGUUUCCUUGAGUUGUAGACAAUCAAGUCUGGAGUCUAAAUGACCAAUGAUAAGAUUUAGAACCACUUGAGUGGAAAGCAACUCUUCACUGGUUUUAUUCCUGGUAUUUUUAAAGAAUUAUUUUGAUAAUUUUAAUAGAAUGUGUAAUUUUAAAACAUACAAAAGACCUUAAAGUAGUGAUUAUACAGAUAAUUAUUUAACAUGUCUUUUAUGGAUGUAUCUAUAUGUAUAUAGACAGUAAUAUAUUUAUGAAACAAAUAUACUUUGAUUAUGUUGUAGCUAUUAGUUUGCAAUAGGUGGGAGGGUGGCUCUGGCUACGUAUGUGUGUGUGUCUUGAAAAACUCUUUUUCCCAAUUGGAUGGCAUUUACACUAAGAUAUUUGUACAGUUUUCCAGCCAUUGUGUUAAGAGUAUGGCUCAUCCAUCUUAUUAUCAUUCAGCUCCUGGAGAAUUCCUGAGUGACCUGAUAUUAAACAGGUUAUGGCCAGAGAGAAUGCUUAUAUUCCAAAUAUACUAAACAUAGGAACUCAGCUAGGAUAUUGAGCUUCCUAGGCAUACACCAACAAAUAAAAUGAAGUAUAAAAUAUGUGAACGAUACACAUGCAUUAGGAUAAGAGCAAUCAGAGUGUUAAUAAAAGAGAAACAUGCACUGUUUUAGGUUGGUCUGGGAAACCCACUAGGGCAAGGGUUGACAGACUUUUUCUGUAAAGUAUCAGAUAGCAAAUAAUUCAGGCUUUGAGAAUUUUUAUAUGUUCUCUAUUCACUUCUGCCCUCACAGCAUGAGAGCAGCCUCAGACAGGAUGUAAAUGAAUGGGUGUGGCGGUAUGCCUGUAAAACUUUAUUUACAGAAACUAGCAGCUGACCAGAUUUGGCCUGUGUGCCACAAUUUGCUAAUCCCUGUCCUAGAGGGAGAAAAACAGACACAUUAAGCAUUAAAUCCUGAUAUGUUAAUAUAAGAAAUAAUUAUAUUUCAGUUGACAUUAAAACCUUUUAUUGCCUUCAAAAGAUUGUGAGAUAGUCAUAUUAAAGCAUCUUAAUUCACUUAUGUUUUUACCUGCUCACACCCAUUAUUUGAGAGAUUUCUUACAUUUAACUACCAAAAAUUCUGUAAAAAUGUUGUAAUAAGUAUUGAAAUUUUUUAAUGAACUUUGUAUCUUUAUUGAUAAAUGGGAAUUCCCUACCUACCUUUGUUUCUUAAGGGCCUCAUGGACCAAAAAUUCUGUUGGGUUCUGAAAAUUAGCAUAUAAUUAGACACAAAAUAUUUUAAAGACUGCUUUUAUCAGUUACAUUUUUCUGCUGGUUUUUGACUUGUAAAAAAAUGACAAAUCUGCCCUUCUUUAAAAAUGGUUUUAAAGAAGAUAAAUAUAUUGUAAUUUCACAUACUGUAGCUUUAUUCUGUAAGGUUGAAAAUUGUGACUAGUGUAAUCGUAGCUAUAAUACGAGUGUCUUUGCUGUAUCGAUGACUCUAUAGGAAACAAUGUGUAUCCCUGCUUUCGCUGUCCAAAUCUUUAGUAUAGAUUUUUUUUUUUUUUUUAAGCACCUUAGGACUGUCCUUGGUGAAUGCUAUUUUUAACAGAUCAUGUGUAGUUUUAAAUUCAUUGGAAGUAAACACUGCUGAGCAUGUUCAUUCACAGUGCUUUACAGAUUGUUACAUCGAUAACAUCAUUUCCAUUAGUUUUGAACAUUACAUUCACUUAAGUAGUUAUCCUUUCUCUUAAAAUCAGAAUACAACUCUAGCUUUUAACAGUUCCUGGUUACUUAUUUUUUUCCUUUAAUGCCAUCUGUUAACCUGCUUUUUUACUUCUGUUAACAAUAAUACUGUUUGUGUUAGUGGCUUUUUCUCUAAGGUCCUAAGUCUUUCAGAUUUAAACACAAUUUAAAGUUUUGACCAUUUGGCAGUAAAAAGAAAUGUCUGAAUAUUUUAAUUUAGUUUGAUAAAUUUGUAAAGUUUCACUUUCUAAACCAUGUACCAAAUUUGCCAAUUUUCUGUCCAGAUGCUAUUUCAGAUAAAUAACAAAUGGUGGUUGUUCGUUAACGCUUUUGACCCCUUUCUUAAAGCAGCUUAUGUCUCAAGGGAAAAAGACAUUGAAGAGCAAUGGUUUGCUUUUAUAAAAAAUAUGUUUCAGUUUUCCUUAGAUUUUUUGAAAUUGUUAAUUUCCUAGCUGACACAAAAUACCCACAAACAUGCAAACUUCUGCAGACACAGACAGAGCAUUGCAAGUGAACCAGAUUACUGAUUUUAUCUUUUCCUCUCCCACUAUGGUUGUAUCUUGAUAGAAUUUCCAAUUUGAUCUUUCAGACUUUUCUUAUAGGAAAAUAAGGCAAAGAAUAUGUUUAGAACAACCAUCUGAUAAACCGUUGUGAUUCUGUUUAUCCACUGUCUGUUCUGUGUGUUUCUGUAAUGGAAGUUUUACAACUCCAAAAAGCAGUAUUUUAGACCAACUGGAAAUCGUAUCAAAACAGCUAUGUGAUUCUGCCACUGAAAAAAAAAAAUUAAAAAAUUCAUUUUUU
Molecule: messenger RNA, 8571 nt
Organism: Pteropus alecto (black flying fox)
Lineage: Eukaryota; Metazoa; Chordata; Mammalia; Chiroptera; Pteropodidae
Gene: ZC3H12C
Product: zinc finger CCCH-type containing 12C
Exons: 6
Coding region: 161-2821 (886 amino acids)
Cellular component (GO): nucleus; cytoplasmic ribonucleoprotein granule
Molecular function (GO): mRNA binding; RNA endonuclease activity; metal ion binding
Source: RefSeq, a predicted model, not a curated record